Phlebotomus papatasi is the source of this 1439-nucleotide messenger RNA. RefSeq names its product zinc finger CCHC domain-containing protein 9-like. Lineage: Eukaryota; Metazoa; Arthropoda; Insecta; Diptera; Psychodidae. The record is from RefSeq and is a predicted model, not a curated record. Gene Ontology annotation, molecular function: zinc ion binding; nucleic acid binding. Bases 1 to 1020 code for a protein of 339 amino acids. The transcript has 3 exons.
AUGUUUUCUAAAAAUAAAAAGAAAUUCAAGAGGAAUUUUUCGCGUAAAAAAGUGUUCAAGAGGCAUGGAAAGGAGAGUGGAGAUGCUGUUCUGAAAAUGGAUGAUUUAUCUGAUGGUGACAAUGAGAAAUCAGAGAGAGAAAAUGAGAAUGAGAAGAAGGUUAUGAAGGAAAGGGAACGAAAUUACAAGAAAUUCCUCAUAGAACAAGGAAGAUCUUCAGCAACAAAGUGGGAAACUUUCUCUGAAGAUGAGGAGGAAGUACUCGCAGAAUCUCCGGAUACUUCUCUUCCAAAGAAAAGUAAAGGUAAGAAGAAAAAGUUUGAAAAAACGGAAGAUGUUACUUCAUCAAGAAAAAAGCCCAAAAAUAAAAAGACGGCUGAUGAUUUUGGACAAAAGAUAAAGGAAGCUCUCUCUGAAAAUGAGGAAGAAACAAUUCCACAAUCUCUGGAUCAAUCUUCAGAUAAAUGCAGAGGUAUAAAGAGGAAGCUUGAGAAAACUGGGGAAGAUGUUACUUUACCAGAGAAAAAGUCCAAAAAUAGAAAGAAAUCUGAGGAUUCUGGUCAGAAAAUGGAAAAGGUCAAGGCUAAAUUGAAGGCAAAAUACGACAAUGACAAAUGGGAGAAAAUCCCAAGAGAACUUCCUCGAGAAAAAUCCCAACAACGAUGCUUGGGUUGUCGGGAACUCGGGCAUCUUCUGAAAGAUUGCAAGGUUUUCGCUAAGAAAGCACGAGACAUCUGUCUGAAAUGUGGAAGUUCUGACCACAAACACAAUGUCUGUCCGGUCUACAAAGGUCCCAGAUUUGACUAUGCCACAUGCUUCAAGUGCAAACAAAUGGGUCACAUUUCGAAGUACUGUCCCAAGAAUGCCCACGGUAUUUAUCCGGACGGUGGCAGCUGCAAUUUCUGCCAGGGCGUUGAUCACCUAGCUCGAGAUUAUCCCAAGAAUCGUCGUCGCGGCGGCCGGAAACGCCAUACGAAGGACUCAAAGAAGUUCUAUCGUGUCAACAAGCCCAAGAACUGAGAUUGUGGCUAGGAGUCCUUCUGAAAGUCUACAGUCUUCCCAUUUGAGAAUUUCAUAGGCCUCGGAUACAGCCACGGCUGCUUCCUGGAGUCUCUCCUUAAACACACUGGGCUGUAUUUUUCCGCCAAAGAAGAGUUUUCUGGCCAGAACGGCCACGGGAGCAUGGAGUUCAAAGAGCAUCAUGGCACGGGCUCGAGUCAUUCCAGGCUCGAAAGUAUUGAGAAUGGCCAGGAGACCGCGGAUUAUCUGGAUCUUGUGCUGAAGGAGAAUUUCAGGAAGACCAUUGAGGCCACAUCCUUCAACGUGGCCCAGCAUCUCUACCAGCAUUUCCCUCAAGCUCAUCUGAAGGUAAUGAUUGGGAUGCAAAGUAGCUGUAAAUGGGUCAAGAGAAAUAGACAAUGAGAUUCCUCCCAAAUAAA